AUGGCGGAUCGGACAGCUCCCAGCUGCCAGCUCCGGCUGGAGUGGGUGUACGGGUACCGGGGUCACCAGUGCCGCAACAACCUGUACUACACCGCCGGCAAGGAAGUGGUCUACUUUGUGGCUGGCGUCGGUGUGGUUUACAGCACCCGCGAGCACAGCCAAAAAUUCUUCUUGGGACACAACGACGACAUUAUCAGCCUUGCCUUACACCCAGAUAAAACCCUUGUUGCAACUGGCCAAGUUGGGAAGGAGCCAUAUAUAUGUAUAUGGGACUCCUACAAUGUCCAGACUGUGUCUAUUCUUAAAGAUGUCCAUACACAUGGAGUCGCCUGCCUGGCUUUCGACUCGGAUGGACAGCGUUUAGCCUCUGUGGGAUUGGAUGCCAAAAACACAGUCUGCAUUUGGGACUGGAGGAAGGGAAAACUUCUGGCCUCAGCCACUGGCCACUCCGACCGGAUUUUUGAUAUUUCUUGGGAUCCGUAUCAGCCAAACAGAGUGGUUAGCUGUGGAGUGAAACACAUAAAGUUUUGGACACUAUGUGGAAAUGCCCUGACUGCAAAAAGAGGGAUAUUUGGCAAAACAGGGGAUCUUCAGACCAUCCUUUGCCUUGCAUGUGCCAAAGAAGACAUCACCUACUCUGGUGCUUUAAAUGGCGACAUCUAUGUCUGGAAAGGGCUCAAUUUAGUCCGCACCAUUCAAGGAGCACAUAGUGCUGGAAUCUUCAGCAUGUAUGCUUGCGAAGAAGGCUUUGCCACUGGUGGACGAGAUGGGUGUAUACGAUUAUGGGAUACUGAUUUCAAACCCAUAACCAAAAUUGAUCUCAGGGAGACAGAACAAGGAUAUAAAGGCCUCUCUAUCCGGAGUGUGUGCUGGAAAGCAGACCGCCUUCUAGCAGGGACCCAGGACAGCGAGAUAUUUGAAGUGAUUGUGCGAGAACGGGACAAGCCAAUGCUGAUCCUGCAGGGCCACUGUGAGGGGGAGCUCUGGGCUCUGGCCCUGCACCCCAAGAAGCCGCUGGCUGUGACAGGCAGCGAUGACCGCUCUGUCAGGCUGUGGAGCCUGGCAGACCAUGCCUUGAUCGCCCGCUGUAACAUGGAGGAAGCGGUUCGAAGCGUUGCUUUCAGCCCUGAUGGAUCUCAGUUGGCCCUGGGCAUGAAGGAUGGAUCUUUCAUUGUUCUCCGAGUCAGAGAUAUGACAGAAGUGGUUCAUAUCAAAGAUCGAAAAGAAGUCAUUCACGAAAUGAAAUUUUCUCCAGAUGGUUCUUAUCUGGCAGUGGGAUCCAAUGAUGGCCCAGUAGAUAUCUACGCUGUCGCCCAGCGGUAUAAGAAAAUAGGAGAAUGCAACAAGUCUCUCAGUUUCAUCACACACAUCGACUGGUCUUUGGAUAGUAAAUACUUGCAAACUAAUGACGGUGCUGGAGAACGGCUGUUCUACAAAAUGCCAUCUGGGAAGCCUUUAACAAGUAAAGAAGAAAUCAAAGGGAUUCCCUGGGCCUCCUGGACAUGUGUGAACGGCCCAGAAGUGAGUGGGAUUUGGCCAAAAUACACUGAUGUCACUGACAUCAACUCAGUGGAUGCAAAUUACAACAACUCAGUACUGGUGUCUGGAGAUGAUUUUGGACUGGUUAAAUUGUUUAAGUUUCCUUGUCUCAAGAAAGGAGCCAAAUUUAGAAAGUAUGUGGGUCAUUCUGCACAUGUCACGAACGUCCGCUGGUCUCAUGAUUUUCAGUGGGUAUUAAGCACAGGAGGGGCUGACCACUCGGUUUUCCAGUGGAGAUUUAUUCCAGAAGGUGUCAGCAAUGGCCUGCUGGAAACAGCACCCCAGGAAGGUGGCUCCGAUUCCUAUAGUGAAGAAUCUGAUUCGGAUUUAUCUGACGUGCCGGAGUUGGACUCUGAUAUUGAGCAAGAAACUCAAAUCAAUUAUGAUCGCCAGGUUUACAAAGAAGAUCUACCUCAGCUAAAGCAACAAAGUAAAGAGAAAAACCAUGCAGUGUCCUUCCUCAAACGAGAAAAGGCUCCUGAGGACAGCUUGAAACUCCAGUUCAUACAUGGCUAUAGAGGCUACGAUUGUAGAAACAAUCUGUUCUACACACAAGCUGGAGAAGUGGUCUAUCACGUUGCUGCAGUUGCUGUCGUGUACAAUAGGCAACAACACUCCCAGAGGCUGUACCUGGGACACGAUGAUGACAUUCUCAGCCUGACCAUCCAUCCAGUGAAGGACUAUGUGGCCACUGGGCAGGUUGGGAGAGAUGCUGCUAUUCAUGUGUGGGACACGCAGACUCUAAAAUGUUUGUCACUGUUGAAAGGACAACAUCAGAGAGGAGUGUGUGCGCUCGAUUUUUCAGCCGAUGGAAAAUGUCUGGUGUCGGUUGGUUUAGACGAUUUUCACAGUAUUGUAUUUUGGGACUGGAAAAAGGGAGAAAAGAUAGCCACCACCAGAGGACAUAAAGAUAAGAUAUUUGUGGUAAAGUGUAACCCACACCAUGUUGACAGACUGGUUACAGUUGGGAUCAAGCACAUCAAAUUCUGGCAACAAGCAGGUGGGGGCUUCACCUCUAAAAGAGGAAUUUUUGGAAGUGUUGGAAAGUUAGAAACAAUGAUGUGCAUUUCUUAUGGGCGAAUGGAAGAUCUGGUGUUCUCAGGAGCAGCUACUGGAGAUAUUUUUAUUUGGAAGGAUAUUCUCCUACUAAAGACAGUGAAAGCUCAUGACGGGCCCGUGUUUGCUAUGUAUGCAUUGGAUAAGGGUUUUGUAACAGGUGGAAAGGAUGGAAUUGUGGAACUCUGGGAUGAUAUGUUUGAAAGAUGCUUGAAGACUUAUGCCAUUAAAAGAGCAGCAUUGUCAACCAGCUCAAAAGGCUUGCUUUUGGAAGAUAACCCUUCAAUUCGUGCCAUCACUUUGGGACAUGGACAUAUCCUGGUGGGAACAAAAAAUGGAGAGAUCCUGGAAAUUGAUAAGAAUGGCCCAAUGACACUGCUCAUUCAGGGGCACAUGGAAGGAGAAGUAUGGGGGCUGGCGGCUCACCCUCGCCUGCCUGUCUGCGCAACAGUGAGCGACGAUAAAACACUGCGGAUCUGGGAACUAUCCUCCCAGCACCGUAUGCUGGCAGUACGGAAACUCAAAAAAGGUGGAAGAUGCUGUGCUUUCUCCCCUGAUGGGAAAGCCUUAGCAGUUGGCUUGAAUGAUGGGAGUUUCCUGGUUGUAAAUGCCGACACUGUUGAAGACAUGGUCUCCUUCCAUCACAGAAAAGAAAUGAUCUCUGACAUUAAAUUUUCAAAAGAUACAGGAAAAUACCUUGCUGUGGCGUCCCACGAUAACUUUGUGGAUAUUUACAACGUCCUUACAAGCAAAAGGGUUGGCAUCUGUAAAGGUGCUUCUAGUUACAUUACACACAUUGACUGGGACUCUAGAGGGAAAUUGCUGCAAGUUAAUUCAGGUGCCAAAGAACAACUCUUUUUUGAAGCUCCAAGAGGCAAACGGCAUAUAAUAAGACCUUCAGAGAUUGAGAAGAUAGAGUGGGACACUUGGACCUGUGUGCUGGGGCCCACCUGUGAGGGCAUCUGGCCAGUGCACAGUGAUGUGACUGAUGUCAAUGCUGCCAGUCUCACCAAAGACCAUUCCCUCUUAGCCACAGGAGAUGAUUUUGGUUUUGUGAAGCUUUUUUCAUAUCCUGUCAAGGGCCAGCACGCGAGAUUCAAGAGGUACGUGGGGCACAGUGCCCACGUCACCAACGUGAGAUGGCUGCACAACGACUCUGUGCUGCUCACGGUGGGCGGUGCCGACACGGCCCUGAUGAUCUGGACGAGGGAGUUUGUGGGGACCCAGGAGAGCAAGCUGGUGGACAGUGAAGAGUCGGACACUGAUGCAGAGGAGGAUGGAGGCUACGACAGUGACGUUGCUAGAGAAAAGGCCAUCGAUUACACCACCAAGAUCUAUGCUGUGAGCAUCAGGGAAAUGGAAGGCACCAAACCACACCAGCAGAUGAAAGAAGUUUCAGUGGAAGAAAGGUAUGGUGUUGCCAGGGGAUCCAGACCACCCGUUAGCAGAGCAGCUCCCCAGCCUGAGAAACUCCAGAAGAACAGUAUCACCAAAAAAAAGAAACUGGUUGAGGAGCUGGCUCUCGACCACGUGUUUGGCUACAGAGGGUUUGACUGCCGCAAUAACCUGCAUUACCUGAAUGACGGUGCUGACAUCAUCUUCCACGCAGCUGCGGCCGGCAUCGUUCAGAACCUGUCCACAGGGAGCCAGAGCUUCUACCUGGAGCACACAGAUGACAUCCUCUGCCUCACGGUGAACCAGCACCCCAAGUACAGAAACGUGGUGGCCACCAGCCAGAUAGGAGCAACACCUUCCAUCCACGUGUGGGACGCCAUGACCAAACACACCCUCUCCGUGCUGCGGUGCUUCCACUCGAAGGGGGUGAAUUACAUCAACUUCAGCGCAACCGGGAAGCUGCUGGUGUCAGUGGGCGUGGACCCCGAGCACACCAUCACCGUCUGGCGCUGGCAGGAGGGUGCCAAGGUUGCUAGCCGAGGGGGCCACCUGGAGCGCAUAUUCGUGGUGGAGUUUCGCCCUGACUCAGACACGCAGUUUGUGUCUGUCGGAGUCAAGCACAUGAAGUUCUGGACCCUGGCAGGCAGUGCCCUGCUUUAUAAGAAAGGGGUCAUCGGGUCCAUGGAGGCUGCCAAGAUGCAGACGAUGCUCUCCGUGGCCUUCGGUGCUAACAACCUCACUUUCACGGGUGCCAUCAACGGCGACGUCUACGUGUGGAAGGACCACUUCCUUGUCCGGCUGGUGGCCAAGGCUCACACAGGCCCCGUCUUCACAAUGUACACGACCCUUCGGGACGGGCUCAUAGUGACCGGUGGAAAAGAGCGGCCGACCAAGGAAGGAGGUGCUGUGAAACUGUGGGACCAGGAGAUGAAGCGCUGCCGGGCCUUCCAGCUGGAGACGGGGCAGCUGGUGGAGUGUGUGCGCUCCGUGUGCCGCGGCAAAGGAAAGAUUUUAGUGGGAACCAAGGAUGGAGAAAUCAUUGAAGUUGGUGAAAAAAAUGCUGCUUCCAACAUCCUGAUUGAUGGACACAUGGAAGGGGAGAUCUGGGGCCUGGCCACACACCCCUCCAAGGACAUUUUCAUCUCUGCCAGUAACGACGGCACAGCCCGAAUCUGGGACCUGGCUGACAAGAAGCUGCUAAACAAGGUGAACCUGGGCCACGCGGCCAGGUGUGCAGCCUACAGCCCUGACGGGGAGAUGGUGGCCAUCGGCAUGAAGAAUGGAGAGUUUGUCGUCUUGUUGGUGAACAGCCUGAAAGUUUGGGGGAAGAAACGAGACCGGAAAUCUGCUAUCCAAGAUAUCAGAAUCAGCCCAGACAGCAGAUUCUUAGCUGUUGGUUCUUCUGAACACACAGUUGACUUCUAUGACCUCACUCAGGGCACGAGUCUGAACCGCAUCGGCUACUGCAAAGAUAUCCCGAGCUUUGUCAUUCAGAUGGAUUUUUCCGCGGAUGGCAAAUACAUCCAGGUGUCAACAGGAGCCUACAAGCGUCAGGUGCAUGAGGUGCCCCUGGGGAAGCAGGUCACCGAAGCCACGGUCAUUGAGAAGAUCACCUGGGCCUCCUGGACAAGCAUUCUGGGAGACGAAGUCAUUGGCAUCUGGCCACGAAACGCAGACAAGGCUGAUGUCAACUGCGCGUGUGUGACCCACGCUGGCCUGAACAUUGUCACGGGAGACGACUUUGGGCUCGUGAAGCUCUUUGAUUUCCCUUGCACAGAGAAAUUUGCCAAGCAUAAGCGUUACUUCGGUCACUCGGCUCACGUGACGAACAUCCGUUUCUCUCAUGACGACAAGUACGUGGUCAGCACUGGAGGAGACGACUGCAGCGUGUUCGUGUGGCGAUGCCUGGAAGUGCCAGAGUCCUCUUACUUUAUUGCUGCUGCUGCCACCAGCCAUCGCGGAGGCAGUGAUGAGGUGCCUCCUGGCCGCCAGCUGCUAGGAAAGGCCUACGACACCGCAGGCCGUACAAGCUCCAAGUGCUAGUGAAGUGGAGUGACUGCGCCCAUCGCCUGGAAUCUCCAAAACCCUCAGGCCAAAAAGGAAGGUCAGUUCUAACAAGUUACCACUGCUUGCCUCUGUUCCUGAGACUAAAAACUAAACGUACUAACUACACUGACAAAGAAAUCCUAUCUGACAAUGUAGCCCACUGACAAAAUUUAAAGCCUCAGUUACCCUAACCAAUAUGUAGCUUUUGAUUUGCAUCAAAACUUUUACAAAAGAUGUUUUGCUAGUAUGUUUCUAUAUACUUUAAAAAUGUUCAUUUUUACAAAUAAGGAAGUUGAACAGGACAGCUUAAGUUAGAUUCACUGAACUAGAAAUAUUGAUAGCCUCUGUUCUCCACAUUUAGCUUUCAAAACCAAAUGAGCCAUGUAUAAACAAGUUGAGACACUUAAUUUUUUAACGUUUCAUUUGCAGAGUUUUAUAUCCAUUAAGUGCCUUUGAAAGCUUCCAGGUGUGUGGGCUGCUGUCUCCCCUCCCACAGAUUGUCUCCUUUCUACAUAUGGUGCUAAAAUGUCAAAACUGAGGAGGGCUACAGGACCCUCAGCAGACUCCUGGUCUGUCACCCAGGUCAGGUAUUUAGGUCAAGGCUUCCUAAAUGAAAGACAUCAGUUACCUGCUUGGGAAACAGUGGCUAUUUGAAGUUGAGCAGCAAAGAAACUUAAAUUCAGGAGUCGGAGGGUGGGUGGGUAGAACGGGUUUUCAUCAUAUUGAGUGCCAAACCCACAACAUCCAAAACACUUCAAAUAAAACAAACCUCUACUACGAAACAGAAGGGGAAAAAAAGAAAAAGCUCAAGUAGGUCCAGGAAGGUGAGCUGAUUUAUCUCGUUAAACCUAAAAUGGUGAUAACUGAGGUGACCUGAGGCUGCGCUGGGUUUACCACUCCCCGAGUGGGGUGGGCUUGGCCCCAGUGAUUUGUGUCACGUGAACGACAUAGGUCAAGUCUGUAUUUUUAAAAACUCUCUGCGGAACAAAUUCCUAAGCCCAAAUAAUAUUUGACAACUCAAGAUUAUAAAACAAAAUCAUCUAGUUUAGAGUUCAUCAGAGUUGGCUGGAUGACAGAAUGUGACUUGGCCAGCAAAACCAGAAGGCAUCCUAAACCAGCUCCAUCGUACUUGACACCUGGCCGACCGCUGACAGCGGCAAGGGCUGACGGCACGCUCAGGAAGGCAGGCUGGUGAGGGACUGGGACUCUGAGCACAUACACCAAUUAGUCCUUCUAGUCAGUGAACUAAAACAUUCUGGAUCUUGAGUCGCUGGCUAUUUGCAGUUGUCAGUUUACAGGAAAGGUGAAACAAAGCAUUUUCAAUUAAAUAGAUUAACAAACAUUUACCACAGAAGUGCUUCAGCAUUCUAAAUGGAUUAGAUCACUCAUUAAGCUAUUUUUAUAUGCCAAUUUAUUAAUGCCUUACAUUAAUCCACUGAUAGGUUGUUGGGCCCACAGUUAAGAGUCCCUGUGCAGCCCUAAUUCUGUGUUCUGUAACCAUGUGACUGGUGAUGCUGAGUGAUAACCGUGUCUGCCUAUAUUGUACCACUGACCUUUCAUACUGAUCAGAUCCUGCAUUGAAUAACCACGUGAAGAACAAUAAAUUGAUCAGAGGAUAUGUACACUAUAUUUAAAAAGCAAUAGUGUCUGUGUGUCAAGAAGAGUUCUUAAAUCUGAUUUGUAAACAUUUAUAUGGUAUGGUUUUACAUAUGUUCAUAAAUACUGCACUGUAUUCUGUUAAAAUAUUGGUGCAUGUAUUUAUUUUCAAUUAUCAGAGUAUAAAAAAUAUUUAAAAACAUUUUGGUAUGUGUCAAAUAAAUUUGAUUAUAUAAAUUGUUCUUUAUGUUUUCAAAAUAAAUGUAGCUGUACU
Kogia breviceps (pygmy sperm whale) is the source of this 7906-nucleotide messenger RNA. Lineage: Eukaryota; Metazoa; Chordata; Mammalia; Artiodactyla; Physeteridae. The record is from RefSeq and is a predicted model, not a curated record.